Messenger RNA from Mauremys mutica (yellowpond turtle), 4314 nucleotides. Its product is annotated as zinc finger protein 501-like. The transcript is spliced from 3 exons. Lineage: Eukaryota; Metazoa; Chordata; Testudines; Geoemydidae. Gene Ontology annotation, molecular function: RNA polymerase II cis-regulatory region sequence-specific DNA binding; DNA-binding transcription factor activity, RNA polymerase II-specific. Gene Ontology annotation, biological process: regulation of transcription by RNA polymerase II. The record is from RefSeq and is a predicted model, not a curated record. Bases 19 to 1284 code for a protein of 421 amino acids.
GCCCUCUACAGGGACGUCAUGCAGGAGAACUACGAGACGGUGACCUCACUGGGAUUUCCCAUUCCCAAACCUGAGCUGAUCGCCCGGCUGGAACGAGGGGAAGAGCCGUGGGUCCCGGAUCUUCAGGCCUCUGAGAAAAAGGAGGUCAUGCAAGUCACCCACAAAGGUGAUGAGACCCUGAGUGAGAACAAGGAGGUGAAUUGGCAGGUGGAACCAGAGAGGACCUUUUUGAGAGGAGCUGAAGGGAAUUGUUCCCAGUGCUUGGAACAGGGGAAAGCCUGGGGAAAUCGGGGUGGGUCAGAGAGGCAGCUGGGAAACCAGCCAAGGAAGAAAGUGGAUGAAUCCAUUCAAGGUGGGGGAGGAUGCACAGAUCCCAAGGAAACCACCACCCAGCAGACAAAUCCCAAGGACGAGAAACCCCACAAAUGCCUCGACUGUGGGAAAAGCUUCAGUGUAAGAACCAACCUUAUUACGCACUGGAAAAACCACACGGGAGAGAAGCCCUAUAAAUGCUUGGACUGCGGGAAAAGUUUCCGUCAGAGCUCACACCUUAUUACCCAUCAGAGACUGCACACGGGAGAGAGACCCUAUAAAUGCCUGGAGUGCGGGAAAAGUUUCAACGUGAGGUCGGCCCUUAUUGCGCAUCAGAGAACGCACACGGGAGAGAAACCCUAUAAGUGCCUGGACUGUGGGAAAAGCUUCAAUGUGAGAUCAGCCGUUAUUAGACAUCAGAGAAUCCACACGGGAGAGAAACCUUAUAAAUGCCUGGACUGCGGGAAAAGCUUCAGUCAGAGCUCCAGCCUCACUAAACAUCGGAGGACCCACACGGGUGAGCGACCCUAUAACUGCCUCGUGUGUGGGAAAAGUUUUAGCGACAGCUCGUCCCUUAUUAAACAUGGGAGAACCCACACGGGAGAGAGACCAUAUAAAUGCCUGGACUGUGGGAAAUGUUUCAAUCUGCGAUCAGCUCUUCUUGCCCAUCAAAGAACCCACACGGGAGAGAAGCCCCAUAAAUGCCUGGACUGUGGGAAAAGCUUCAGUCAGAGCUCAAACCUUGUUACGCAUCAGAGAACCCACACGGGGGAUAAACCCUAUAAAUGCCUCCACUGUGGGAAACGGUUUAACGUCAGCUCAGCCGUUAUUACGCAUCAGAGAAUCCACACGGGAGAGAAACCCUAUAAAUGCCUGGACUGUGGGAAAAGCUUCAGUCACAGCUCAAAUCUCACUAAACAUCAGGGAAUUCAUGAGGGAGAGAAAACCUAUAAGUGGGACACGUUUCAAUAGGAAGUCGACCCUUAAUACUCAUCAGGAGACCCCAGCGUGGGAGAGAGGCCUCAGAAGUGUCUCUGUUGAGGGAAAAGUUACAUUCAGAGAUCAGCCCUUGUUCCGCAUCAGACACGCCACAAAAUAGAGAAACCCCAUAAAUGCUUGGACUGUGAGAAAAGCUUCAGUAACAGCUCAGGCCUUACUUAAUACUGGAGAACCCACAUGAGAGAGAAAAACCUUGAAUGUUGGGGAAGCUUCCCCUAGUAUCUGGCAGCAGCAGAUCUGUGCAGGGAAGAAACUGCUGAGAUGUCCUUAGCAAGGAAAAUGCUCCAAGUGGAGCCAACACCAUGUCAGAUGUCAGAGACUCCUCCGCACAUGGGACUAAUUCUCUCAGGGCCCUGACUAAGGCUGGCCAUGGUGACAAACCCAUUUCCUCAUUCCCACACACAUCAGGGGCGUUUGGCUCCCAAGGAUCCAACUGCCCAGCGCUGGGGUGAGGAUCCAGCAGCAGCCGAGCAGCAGCUGGUCAGGGACCCUCUGGCUCUGCCUGGUCUAAGCAAACCCCAGGCAGAGGAGGAGAAGCCCCCAUCAGCCCCUCCGCCCUGCUGCAGCCCUGGCUGCUGAGCUGAUGGGCCACAGGUGGGGGAAAGGAAAGAGAGAAACUCCUCCAGCUGCUCCCUCUGCUUGGCUGAAGUUCCCCCGCUCCCUUCCCCUGCCAGCUGGGAUCCCCCUGCCAUGGAGAUGAGGAGGAGGACACUAGGGCCAGGCCCCACCUUCAUGCUAGACCCCUGUCCCCAUCCCCCAUCUUCCACCAACCCCUGGGCUGGGCUCCCGCACUGACCUGGAGCUGUUCCCUGCAGGGCGAGUGUCCCUGGGGGCUGGUAACUCCUCCCCUCCUCGAAUCCCCCAGGGCGGUGGGCUCUGGGGGAUCAACCGUUAAGGGACCAGGGCGAUGGGUUCUGGGGAGGACACUGGGGAUUGAAUGGUUGGGGCUGGGGGAGAUGAGACACAAAGGGGAGCUGGGUGCUGGGGUAUCGAGUGUUUGGGGAUGAUGGGAUCAGAGGUGAGGGAGAGCACAGGGGUAGAGAGAUGCUGCCUCAUCACUCACCCCCUCUGCCCCUUCUCCCUGCCCCCUCUGCAUUCACCGAGAGGGACUGAUUUCAACAGGGCCUUUUAUGGGAGGCCUGGAGAUCCCACCUCUGCCUCAGCAGCAUCAGCCUCCGAGCAUCCAUCUGUGGUAGGAAGCAUGGUCGGGAUCAGCCAGCUCGUCUCCUCUGACUCACCCACCCCCAUCCUACCCUAGACUGAGCCUGAGCAUCUAAUUCAUUCGGACUCCACCAUUAGCAGAGUGACUGUUCGAGUCACUGAGUUCCCCCUCGGGGGGUAGGUUCUCUCCCAGCCAGUCUCCCCUCGAUCCAGGCCAUGCCAGGAAGCAUUUAUUUUUGUACAUUUUCUCUCUUACAGACGAGAAUUAAAUGGAUUUUCAAAGAGUUGGAGCAAGGGUAGUAAAACGUGGUGUUUUAGGUACUAUGCUGUUUGAGAGCGAUGGGGUGAGUCCCAGGGAUUCCCUCCUUCCCUCAUCACUGUCACGCUCCAUCCUUGAUGCAGCAGCCUCUGUCUGAGCCUUGGAGAAUUUUAUCCUGUCCCUGUUCUACUCCACCCCCCAAAGUGUCGCUUACCACAGUGUCCCUGGCUCUCCAUGCGUAGGAAUCACACUUGGAUCCUAAAUCAGACUCCUGGAAGUGAAAGUGUCACCGACCUGGGCUGGGGUUGGGGGAGGAUUCAGAUGAACCCCAAAGCACAAGCUAAGGUUUCUGAGCUUAAAUUCCAUCUAUCGGUAAAGUGGCUUCUGGGCUUUUCACAGCCAUUUACAGAUCAUUUGUCAAGGGGAAGGUUUUGGUUUUAUUUUAUUUUUUUCUGUUUCAUUGUGAGGAUGCUAGAAUUCUGUAACUAACACAACUGAAUAGCGAGGAGGUGCUGAGUGAAGCAGUUAGUCAGCUCAGAAGGAAAUGAGUCAGCUUGUUCUCCUGAUUGUGAAUCUGAAGAUCCUCUGGGAUUUCACUUUCUGAAUGUAAAAGUGUUUCGUAGUCCACUCUGUAUCAUGGGGUUUUCUUUCCUGAAGGUGUUGGGUCAUGUACUUUGAUAUUUGUUUGGUUUGAUAGGUGAUGGGAGACGUGAUGAGGCAAAUGACUAUUUGCCAGAAUAGUCCUUUCCCAUUUUAGUUUCACCUCUACCCCAUCGUGAGAUUUUCAUGUGGUUUGAACAAUGCCAAUUGUCAAUAUGUAUCGGCACAAACAGGGUGAGUGCUAGAUUUACCCUCCCAGAGGCAGAGACUGAAAUGAAGAAGGAAGUUACUGCCUGAUCCCUGCAACGAUGCGAGAUAUAGUCGGGAGGUGAGGGGUACAGAGCUGGAAAAUUGCACAUUUUGCUCUUGAGAGCCAGACAGCCAGUACUGAGAACUGUGAACUUGCUGCAGUGGGGCGAGAGAGAGACAGGCAAUGUCCUAUGAUUGCCAUGGGAAGGCACCCCUGAAAUCUAAAGGGCUAUGAAUGACGCCCCAAGAGGGGAGAGGGCAGCGUCUUCUCAUUGCUGAGAGGGCGAGGCUGGGCAGAUGCAAGAAGGAAGCCGGGGAAGUCACGAGGCCUGAGCUCCCCGGAAGCCAGGCUCACCCUCAUCAAUGAGGCCAAAGGGAGAGGAGGAGCCUGAAAUUUUAGCCCCUCCCCAUCCACCGCAGAGUCCUGGGUGCAGAUGAGAGAACCCCUCUGUGCCCCACUUGCCCCACACUGCAUCCCUCGAACCCGAGCUCGUGGGGUUUCCUGCUCUCCGAGCAUUUGCUCUUGUGACUAGAUCCCGGCAUCUCUCACGGACUGUCUGUGCUUUUCUACCAGCUUUAACUUGUUUCUCUUUCCCUGGUGCCCGCGGGAGCUGGGAGCAGCACGGUGCUGGCCUGGGACAGAAAUCCACCGGGCUGGCCUGGGCUCCGGGCCCUGGCUGGGGAGGUGGGUUUAGCUUGUAUUUCUCCUUUGGAAAUGAUAAAGCAGAACAUAG